AUGUGGGUUGCGGCAGCAUACCGCACGGCUUCCUUUGUCGCGGCAUUUCUGCCAACGAGGGCACCACCGCUAGGCUUAGUGGCGGACGCGCGUGCCCGCGCCUUCAAUAGGAUGCGCGAACUGCAACACGCGGGGGACACAGCCAGCGGGCUAGGACGCGAGUUGGCGGCGGCAGAAGGACUCAGGGUACGCGAGCAAUGGAAAGCGAACACCGAGAGGUCUGACCUCCCGAGCGAGCGAAUCAGGUGCGCUAUACGCGCAAACUGGGAGGAAUGGUUCAACCGAAGCCAUGGGGGGAUGUCUUUCCGACUGACGCAGGUCAUGACAGGGCAUGGCUAUUUCGGAAGCUUCCAAUGUAGGAUAGGGAAAAUAGCGAACCCUACAUGCGAACACUGCGGCAGAGCCGCCGACACGGUGGAACACACAGUGGAAGUGUGCCCGGCUUGGCACAAGGAGCGGGAGAUCCUCCGCGCAACCGUCGGUGAGGACCUCACCCUGACGAGCCUAGUCCGCGCGAUGGCGAGGAGUAGGGAAGGGUGGGCCGCGGUGACCCGGUUCGCAGACCAGGUCAUGACCCGUAAAGAGCGGGCAGAGAGAGAGAGCGCGAACAACGCGAAACGCGAGCGCGGGGGAAUGUCGACGGAAACGUUUGACGGGUGUUAG
Messenger RNA from Diprion similis, 663 nucleotides. RefSeq lists its product as uncharacterized. NCBI's taxonomy places the organism in Eukaryota, Metazoa, Arthropoda, Insecta, Hymenoptera, Diprionidae. The record is from RefSeq and is a predicted model, not a curated record. The transcript has a single exon. The coding region runs from base 1 to 663 and encodes 220 amino acids.